Messenger RNA from Protopolystoma xenopodis, 432 nucleotides. Lineage: Eukaryota; Metazoa; Platyhelminthes; Monogenea; Polystomatidea; Polystomatidae. The record is from the annotation of a GenBank genome assembly.
AUGCUCGAAGUUCGCGACUUCCGCCAGCCUCGGGGCCAGCGCGACUGUGCGUCAUGCUCGGGACUCAGCCGGCCAGCCAGUCAGCACGAGUCCGAGUCCCCACGCGCCAACGACCAAUCAGAGCGGCCGGAGUGGACCAAGAUGACGCUGGAGUGUCGUCGGGCGAGCGGGGCAGGCGAUAAAUCGGCCGAGAAAGGGGACCGCUGCCUCAUGCCCAGAGCCCCGAUUGUGGGCAAUUAUUUAUUGCCGAGACAGUCUGAAAUGAGGGCAGAUGGGCUCGGCCAACGAGUCACAUUCCGGCCCGACGACUGCACUUGCAUUACUGGCCGCGUUGGACGCAAAUUGGUACGUACACGCAAAUGCAGAAUCGAGUUGGCCGAAGACGAGUCCGAUUGUUGCGCUGACAGGCCGAGGUCGCCGGAGCCGGUGUGA